Messenger RNA from Carassius auratus (goldfish), 1433 nucleotides. RefSeq names its product tricarboxylate transport protein, mitochondrial-like. Gene Ontology annotation, molecular function: citrate secondary active transmembrane transporter activity. The transcript is spliced from 9 exons. Lineage: Eukaryota; Metazoa; Chordata; Actinopteri; Cypriniformes; Cyprinidae. Gene Ontology annotation, biological process: mitochondrial citrate transmembrane transport. Gene Ontology annotation, cellular component: mitochondrion. Bases 82 to 990 code for a protein of 302 amino acids. The record is from RefSeq and is a predicted model, not a curated record.
GUCAUCGGUCUAUGAUCGGCGGAUCGCGCGCUGCUCUCGGAUGAAACAGUGUUGCGCGCGUUCGUGAGAGUCCGACUGAAGAUGACGCGUGAACGCGGAGCUGCGGCCAAAGCCAAACUCACUCAUCCUGGAAAAGCCAUCCUGGCAGGUGGAAUCGCAGGCGGCAUUGAAAUCUGCAUCACGUUUCCUACAGAGUAUGUGAAGACUCAACUACAGCUAGAUGAGAGAGCCAAUCCACCACGAUACAGAGGAAUCACGGACUGUGUGUCUCAGACGGUCCGUCAUCACGGAGUGAAGGGUUUAUAUCGAGGCCUCAGCUCGCUGCUGUACGGAUCCAUCCCUAAAUCUGCCGUCAGGUUCGGUGUGUUUGAGAUACUCAGUAACCAGAUGAGAGACGACGCUGGGAAGCUGGACAGCACUCGAGGGUUAAUCUGUGGUUUGGGAGCCGGCGUGAUGGAGGCCGUGCUGGUCGUCUGUCCCAUGGAGACCAUAAAGGUCAAAUUCAUCCAUGAUCAAACCUCAGCUAAUCCCAAAUACAGAGGCUUUUUCCACGGAGUGCGCGAGAUCGUCAGAACUCAAGGAAUCAGAGGGACGUAUCAAGGCCUCACAGCCACGGUCCUCAAGCAGGGAUCCAAUCAGGCGAUCCGGUUCUUCGUCAUGACCUCUCUGAGGAACUGGUACAAGGGUGAAGAUCCCAACAAACCCAUCAACCCCAUCAUCACAGGAGCGUUCGGAGCGAUGGCUGGAGCGGCCAGUGUGUUCGGAAACACUCCGCUGGACGUCAUCAAGACCAGGAUGCAGGGUUUGGAAGCUCAUAAAUAUAAAAACACCAUUGAUUGUGCCAUGAAGAUCAUGCGACAUGAAGGACCAGCGGCGUUUUAUAAGGGCACGGUCCCACGGCUCGGCCGAGUGUGUUUGGACGUGGCCAUCGUCUUCAUCAUCUACGAGGAGGUUGUGAAGGCCCUAAACAAAGUCUGGAAGACGGAGUGAACGAAUGAAGAGAAGAGAAGAGAAGAGAAGAGAAGAGAAGAGACACUGUGAUCGAGCUGUUUGAUUUCAUCCCAUUAGUUCUGCUUUUAAACAUGCACAUAAUAUACAAAAUAUAUAUUUUAAUAUCAUAGAACCGCUCUGAAAUACUUUUAAACUGUAUUCAUAUUAACAUAAGAUAUUGUAAGUGCCAAAUUUAACAGAUUUUGUUUAUUGAUAAAAAUAUUUAAUAAAGAGCAAACAAACACAAACACACAUGAACGCCGUGAGCCAGAGAAGUCAUUUAGAGAAAAGUGUGACAUAAACAUGUUUUAACCAGAGAAAAUCUUUAAAAACAAUUGGGAAUAUUUACAUAAUGGGCAUAUAUGAAUAUUUAUUGAUAUAUUUACAUAAAAAGAGAAAUUCCAUAAUACUGUAUGAAAUUUUUUUUUUUUUUCUGACGUUUC